Messenger RNA from Macaca mulatta (Rhesus monkey), 1237 nucleotides. NCBI's taxonomy places the organism in Eukaryota, Metazoa, Chordata, Mammalia, Primates, Cercopithecidae. The record is from RefSeq and is a predicted model, not a curated record.
GUGGUCGGGAUGUUCCCGGCCGUGUGGUCAGGAUGUUCCCGGGCCGUGUGGUCAGGUGGUCGGGAUGUUCCGGGCCGUGUGGUCAGGUGGUCGGGAUGUUCCCGGCCGUGUGGUCAGGUGGUCGGGAUGUUCCCGGGCCGUGUGGUCAGGUGGUCGGGAUGUUCCCGGGCCGUGUGGUCAGGUGGUCGGGAUGUUCCCGGGCCGUGUGGUCAGGUGGUCGGGAUGUUCCCGGGCCGUGUGGUCAGGUGGUCGGGAUGUUCCCGGGCCGUGUGGUCAGGUGGUCGGGAUGUUCCCGGGCCGUGUGGUCAGGUGGUCGGGAUGUUCCCGGUCGUGUGGUCAGGAUGUUCCCAGGCCGUGUGGUCAGGAUGUUCCCAGGCCGUGUGGUCAGGUGGUCAGGAUGUUCCCAGGCCGUGUGGUCAGGUGGUCGGGAUGUUCCCGGUCGUGUGGUCAGGUGGUCGGGAUGUUCCCGGUCGUGUGGUCAGGUGGUUGGGAUGUUCCCGGCCGUGUGGUCGGGAUGUUCCCAGGCCGUGUGGUCGGGAUGUUCCCGGUCGUGUGGUCAGGUGGUCGGGAUGUUCCUGGGCCGUGUGGUCAGGAUGUUCCCGGCCGUGUGGUCAGGUGUUGGGGAUGUUCCCAUGCUGUGUGGUCAGGUGGUCGGGAUGUUCCUGGGCCGUGUGGUCGGGAUGUUCCCGGCCGUGUGGUCAGGUGUUCGGGAUGUUCCCGGGCCGUGUGGUCAGGUGGUCGGGAUGUUCCUGGGCCGUGUGGUCAGGAUGUUCCUGGGCCGUGUGGUCAGGUGGUCGGGAUGUUCCCAGGCCGUGUGGUCAGGUGGUCGGGAUGUUCCUGGGCCGUGUGGUCGGGAUGUUCCUGGGCCGUGUGGUCAGGUGGUCGGGAUGUUCCUGGGCCGUGUGGUCAGGAUGUUGGGCAGGAUCUUGGGCAGGCCGAAGCCCUGUGGAAUGUUUCACUUCAGCCUGGGUCUGGAAAAUGGCAGGGGGCUUACAAAAUGGUGCAGUUUGGAUUAACACCUGGGAGCCAGAGGCUGCAGUGAGCUGAUACUGCACCACUGCACUCCAGUCUGGGCAAUGGAGCCAGAGUUUGUCUCAAAUAAAAAGAAAAAAAAAAAAACAGAAAGAAAGAAAGAAAAUGUUAAACCCUCAUAGUACUCAAAUCAAAGAAACUAAAUCAACAAUGCAACACCAUCCUGGCUACCAAACUGGUAAGGCUUUUAAAAAAAUUGUAAGAC